Messenger RNA from Leishmania braziliensis MHOM/BR/75/M2904, 2715 nucleotides. RefSeq names its product putative beta prime cop protein. Lineage: Eukaryota; Euglenozoa; Kinetoplastea; Trypanosomatida; Trypanosomatidae. The record is from RefSeq and is a predicted model, not a curated record. Gene Ontology annotation, biological process: intra-Golgi vesicle-mediated transport; intracellular protein transport; endoplasmic reticulum to Golgi vesicle-mediated transport. Gene Ontology annotation, cellular component: COPI vesicle coat. The transcript has a single exon. Gene Ontology annotation, molecular function: protein binding; structural molecule activity. Bases 1 to 2715 code for a protein of 904 amino acids.
AUGUCAGCUGGGACCAUGGCCACGGUGGAGUUUACCGCCCCCAGCCAGCGAGUGAAGAUGGUGGACAUGCACCCCAAAGAGCCCAUCUUCAUUGCAGCUUUGUAUUCUGGCGGCAUCAAUUUGUACAACUACCAGACGCAGGCGCUCGUCCGCUCCUUUGACACAGGCACGGGUCUUCCAGUGCGCUGCGUUCGUUUUAUUCCUCGCCUGCAGAGUUUUGUGUGCGGCUGUGAUGACAUGAACGUACGUGUGUUCAACUACCACACAAUGGAGAGGACGAAGAUAUUCCAGGCUCACGACGACUACAUCCGCUGUGUCGCUGUUCACGACCAGCUGCCGCUGGUGCUCACGUGCGCGGAUGACAUGACUAUCCGACAGUGGGACUGGAGCAAGGGAUGGACGCUACAGAUCACCUACGAGGGACACCAGCACUUCUGCAUGGCCAUUGCCUUUAACCCGAAGGACUCUUCCGCGUUCGCCUCCGCCUCGAUGGACUGCACCAUCAAGGUAUGGCGCAUCAACACGCCAAUACCUAACUAUCAACUAGAAGGCCACGAGGAUGGUGUCAACUGCGUUGAGUUCUAUCCGCGCGGCGACAAGCCCUACCUGUUGAGUGGGUCCGACGACAGGACAGUGCGGUUGUGGGACUACCAGACCAAAGCGUGUCUGCAGGUCUUCUCCUUCCACGACGAAAACGUCGCAAGUGUGCUUUUCCACCCGGACCUGCCGGUCAUCUACUCCAUCUCCGAGUCAGACCACAUCGCCGCCUUCUCCACCGAGACGUUUCGCCUGCUGUACUCGUGCAGCCACUCGGACAUGGGACGUGGAUGGUCGCUGACCGCGAAGCGCUACACAAAUAUGCUGAUUGCCGGCUUUGACAACGGCGUGCGGGCCUACAAAGUGGGUGUGGACAAGCCCGUCUUCUCUAUGGACGCCAACGGUCGGGUCCUCGUUGUGACCGGAAACGAGAUCACGCGUAUGGACAUCAAGGCCGUGGGGUCGGAGACCCCCGACGGCGAGGUGCUGAGUGUUGCGACGAAGGACAUGGGUGCCGUCGAGGCGACUGCUCGCUCCAUUUUUCACGCUGGAAAUGGCCAGUUCAUUUGUGUUCUCGGCGACGACAACUACACCAUCAUAUCGGCCCUCUCGCUGCGUCCCAAGUCGUACGGGCAGUGUAUAUCAUUUGUCUGGGGCCCUGAGAGCGGCGCCUACGCCGUGCUGGAGAGUUCGACGACGCUGAAGAUUUUCAAGAGCUUCAAGGGGCGUGCCGUUCUGUCGCUGCCGGCGGUGGCCGAUAAGCUGUUUGGUGGACCACUGCUGGCAGUGCGCACGAACAACAGCAUCAUGUUCUACGACUGGGGCACGCUGGCGCUGAUCCGGCAGAUCGACGAGACUCCGAUGACGCUCGAGUGGAACGCGACGGGUGGGCUCGUGGCGCUCGUCACGAGCAGCGGUGUCUUCCUCCUCAAGUUCAAUGGGGACGCUGUCGCGCAAUACCUCGAGCAGAACGCCACCACCAGCGACGAUGGUCUCGACUUCUCCUUCGACCUUGUGGAGGAGUUGGAUGAGAAGGCACGCGAUGUGGCGUGGGUGGGAGACUGCCUUGUGUACAUCAAUCAGGUGCAUCGUCUCAACUACUAUAUUGGUGGCGAGGUAAACAACAUCGCUGUGCUGAACCGUAACCAGUACCUCCUCGGCUACCUACCAAAGGAAAAUCGUUUCUUCUGCAUCGACAAGGAAAAGAACAUUACGAGCUAUCGCUUUGAGGUGAACGUCAUAGAGUACAUGGCCGCCAUCGUUCGAGAGGACUUUGAUGCCGCCAAUGCACUUCUCCCCACGAUCGAUGUGAGCCUACGUGACAAGCUGUCGCGGUUUGUGGAAUCGCGGGGGCUGCUGGAGAUCGCGCUCGAGAUCGCCACCGAUGACGAGCACCGCUUCGACCUGGCGGUUCAGCUAAAGCAGCUGUCCUUGGCUUGCGAGAUCGCCAGCAAGGCGAACGUUGCCUCGCACUGGAAGCAGGUGGGCGACAUUGCACUUGAGCAAGGCUACUUCGACAUGGCGAUCGAGUCUCUGGAGAAGUGCAACGACUGGAGCGGACUGCUGCUCAUCUACAAAUCUCUCAAUGACAUGCAGGCCAUCUCGCGCCUCGGUGACUGCUGUCUGCAAAGCGGACAAGCCAACCUGGCCUUCACCUGCUACCACCUCACCCAACGUCACGCAGAGUGCGUAGAACUGCUGCAAAAGACCGGCAAGAUGGGUGACGCCGCUUUCUACGCCCGCACCUACUGCCCGAACCUCAUCGAGGACGCUGUGGCCAAGUGGAGGGCAUCGGUCGCCUCGAUUCCUCGCGUGAGCCAAGCGUUAGCCAACCCGGCGGCCUACCCGAACCUGUUCCCAUCACUGCGCUAUGCCGACUUAUCCUCCCGAAAGGAACCCAAGGCUGACGUCCCGCUGUCCAUGUCAGAGCCGGCGAAGGUGGUCGCCGACAUCGACUCUGCACGGGACCACACCCCUCUGCGCGGCCAGCUGGCGGCGGAGAUACUCCCGCAGCCGAUGCACACGCCGAUGGAAGCGUCGCAGUCCUCUGUAGUAUCGCCACCGCCGCCAAGCUUUCAAGCGAUAGGAGUCGCCACGACCGACGCGGCCCCAGUUCACGAUACCGUAGGCAGCGUGUCCAAUGAGAUACAGGAACUGGUGGACGAGAGCGGCGCUUAA